Bathycoccus prasinos is the source of this 1194-nucleotide messenger RNA. RefSeq lists its product with no specific name. The coding region runs from base 1 to 1194 and encodes 397 amino acids. The transcript has a single exon. The record is from RefSeq and is a predicted model, not a curated record. Lineage: Eukaryota; Viridiplantae; Chlorophyta; Mamiellophyceae; Mamiellales; Bathycoccaceae.
AUGAGGAGAAGCGCUUUCGUGCGUUUUCAUCGUCAGCGCGUGGCGGCAUCGUCGUUUGAAUCGUCGUCGUCGUCGUCGUCGUCAUCAUCAUCAUCUGUUGACGUCGACGGAGCGGCACAAACAACAACAACAACAACAGAAACGAUAAAAGAAGAAGAGAGUAAAGGGUUGACCGGGGAAACGCUCCAAAAGCUGAAACGAGAUUUGACGGAAGACUUGUCGCACUUAUUCGACGAUCGCGGGAUCGAUCCGAAGUUAUACGCCGAAAAUGUCGUCUUCACGGAUCCGCUCUCGAAAUACGAAAGUUUCUCGGGGUACAACUUCAACAUACAGAUGUUGAAAAACGUGUUCAAACCAAUAUAUACGAUGCAUUCGAUCGAAAAGACGAACGAUUUUGAAAUCACGACGCGAUGGACGAUGAAGAUGUACUUACCUUCGUUUCCGUUCUUGUGGAAUCCCGAGCUGACGUUUACCGGGAGAUCCAUCAUGGAGAUGGACCAGAGGUUUCCGCACGAGUGCGUGAAACACGUGGACACGUGGGAUAGCAUCGAGAACCAAACGUAUUUGAGUCCAGAAGCCGUGCAGGAAGUUUUAAAGCAGGUGUUUAACUUUGCGAAGACGCCGGAGAAUUUGAAGACGCCGAAGUACGUGACGUUGAGGAGGUACCGCGAUUUCGAGGUGAGAGAAUACGAGAAAUUUUUCGUCGCCGAGACGACAGUGAACUCAAACACCGGGAGCGCGAAGAUGGAAGAUAGCGAAGCUGGGCAGGCUUUUAACCGCUUAGCUGGUUACAUUUUUGGUAAGAACGAGCAAAACGAAAAGAUGGAGAUGACGACGCCGGUGUUUUCGAAUAAGAAUCAAAAGAUGCAGUUUGUCGUGGAAGAGAGUUCGAAUUCAAUCAAGCCGGUGGACGGUUCGGUGGCGGUGAAAGACCGUGAACGAUUUCUCGUCGCCGUGGCGUCCUUCUCCGGCAUCGCGAACAAAGAAAUCACGGACGAGACUGAAAAAAAGUUGAGAGAAGCCAUGAAAAGAGAAGAAUCCAUAAACGACGGGGUAGAAUUCCUCCCUCGCCGAGGCGACGAGUUCGUCGAGUUGGCGCAAUACAACGACCCGUUCACGAACCCGUUACAAAGACGCAACGAGGUUCUCAUCGCGCUGGAAAAUAUCAGAGACGACUUUAUCGCUUUGGUGUAA